Molecule: messenger RNA, 1060 nt
Organism: Trichomycterus rosablanca
Lineage: Eukaryota; Metazoa; Chordata; Actinopteri; Siluriformes; Trichomycteridae
Gene: sox3
Product: SRY-box transcription factor 3
Exons: 1
Coding region: 1-906 (301 amino acids)
Biological process (GO): cell differentiation; regulation of DNA-templated transcription; anatomical structure morphogenesis
Molecular function (GO): DNA-binding transcription factor activity, RNA polymerase II-specific; RNA polymerase II cis-regulatory region sequence-specific DNA binding
Source: RefSeq, a predicted model, not a curated record
AUGUAUAGCAUGAUGGAAACCGAAUUAAAAACUCCCCUGCCGCAGUCCAACAUGGGCUCCGGUCAGGGCGCAAAGACAGUCGGAGGUGCAAAUGAUCAGGACCGGGUGAAGCGACCGAUGAACGCCUUCAUGGUGUGGUCCCGGGGGCAGCGCAGAAAGAUGGCACAGGAGAACCCCAAGAUGCACAACUCCGAAAUCAGCAAGCGCCUGGGCGCCGACUGGAAGCUGCUGACUGACGCAGAGAAGCGGCCGUUCAUCGACGAGGCGAAGCGUCUGCGCGCCAUGCACAUGAAGGAGCACCCGGAUUAUAAAUACCGGCCAAGGCGCAAGACCAAGACCCUGCUGAAGAAAGACAAGUACUCUCUACCCGGCGGGCUGUUGGCCCCUGGAGCGGGCGCAGUCAACAGCGCGGUGUCUAUGGGCCACCAGCGCAUGGACGGCUACGCACACGUGGCCAACGGCUGGACGAACGGCGCGUACUCUCUGGUGCAGGAGCAGCUCGGGUACCCACAGCACCAUGGCAUGAGCAGCCCAUCACAUCUCCAGCAAAUGCAUCGCUACGACAUGGCAGCGGGUCUUCAGUACCCCAUGAUGUCCACAGCGCAGACCUACAUGAGCGCCGCGUCCACCUACAGCGGCGUGACCUACGCGCAACAGAGCCCGGGCGCAGUGGGCCUCGGUUCGGUUUGCAAAACAGAGCCUAGUUCACCACCACCUGCGAUCACUUCACACUCGCAGCGUGCCUGUCUGGGGGACCUGAGGGACAUGAUCAGCAUGUACCUGCCACCCGGAGGAGACAGCGCCGAGCACAACACACUGCAGACCAGCCGCCUACACAGCGUGCACCCGCACUACCAAAGCGCGGGCACCGGGGUCAACUCCACACUGCCCCUGACCCACAUCUGAGAGACUCGUGGGGAAAUUGAACACUGUCCCUUAUUCACAUUUUAAAAGACUUGUUUUAGGGUGUAGUGAAGUCGCUACCCUAAACAGCAUUUGAAAGACUUGUAUUUAGGGGUAGUGGACUAUAGGUGAAUGCAACACUACCCAUACCGACUUU